AACGCGGUUUUCGCUUAACGCGCUUCCCACCGCGGUUGCCUGGUGCUACUUGGUACUUAAUCUGUGGCCUUUCUUCCGCCUCUUCCACAAUCAAUAUCCCGCGCAGACGCUGCGUGCUUUUGUAUAGCCGCAUUCCCUCUUACCAUUACCCAUCAUUAUGUCUUCUCUCUACAAACCAAAGCCAACCGGCACAAGCAGCAGCACAACCGGCUCCAUUGCAAAUGAUGUCGAGCUGCCUGUUGAUGCCACCGAUACCAUCACCUCGAUCCGCUGGUCGCCGGUGGCAAACCACCUGGCGGCUGCCUCCUGGGAUGGCAAGGUGCGCAUCUACGAUGUCACAAAUGAUGGCAAGGCCCAAGGUGUGGCAAUGAUCAAUGCUGAGGGCCCUGCUUUCUCUUGCGACUGGAGCAAGGACGGAACUAUGAUUACGGCGGGAGGUGCCGACAAGAAAGUCCAUCUGCUCCAAGCUGCUUCUGGCCAAGCAAUCUCGUUCACCGCACACAAAGCCCCAAUUCGCGCCGUACGUUUUGCCGACAUCCCCUCUGCCGCAGCGCCCAUCAUCGCCUCGGGCUCUUGGGACUCGACCGUAUCCUACUGGGAUAUACGCCAGACUGCAUCGCCCCUCGCCACUCUCCAGUGUAGCGACCGCGUGUAUUCCAUGGAUACGAACGGCCGGCUUCUCGUCAUUGCUACCGCCGACCUCAACAUGCACCUUGUCGACCUGCACACCAACCCAGCCAGUAUUAUGCGUACCCAGCCAUCACAACUGAAGCACCAAACCAAAGCAGUCGCCGCCGCAUCGGACGGCAGGCAUUGGUCUGCCGGUAGUAUCGAGGGCCGAUGUGCAGCUACUGCCGUUGAUGAGACCGAGGCCAAGUCUUACAACUUCACUUGGCGGUGCCACCGAGGCGAGCCGGAUGCGAAGAAAAUGGUCAAGGUCUGGGCGGUCAACGAUAUCAGCUUCCACCCUUUCCACAAGGGCAUUCUCGCCUCUGUCGGUGCCGAUGGGACCUAUAGUUUCUGGGAUCUGGUUGGCCAUAGUCGGCUGAAGCUGUUCCCCAACGUCGGAGGCUCCAUCACAUCAGCAGCCUUCAACCGGGACGGCAAACUCUUCGCCUAUGCCGUCGGUUACGACUGGUCAUUGGGCUAUGCCCACAGCACGCCGCAGUACCCCAGGAAGCUGAUGCUUCACCCUGUCAAGGAGGAUGAGGUCAGCAAGGCCGCGAGGAUAUAAACGGGAUGGAUAUGAAGGACAUGAUCAAGGGAUAGAGGGGCGUAUUCAGGGAUGCCUUGAUUCAAGAGCAUAAAAUGCUCGAUUGGCACAAG
Molecule: messenger RNA, 1326 nt
Organism: Phialemonium atrogriseum
Lineage: Eukaryota; Fungi; Ascomycota; Sordariomycetes; Cephalothecales; Cephalothecaceae
Product: WD40-repeat-containing domain protein
Exons: 3
Coding region: 158-1234 (358 amino acids)
Biological process (GO): RNA export from nucleus; transcription-dependent tethering of RNA polymerase II gene DNA at nuclear periphery
Cellular component (GO): nuclear pore
Molecular function (GO): ubiquitin binding; RNA binding
Source: RefSeq, a predicted model, not a curated record